GCUGCGAGCUGGAAAGCAGUCUUUAUGUUGGUGUCCUACAAGAUUUCAGAUGGCGGCAGCAUGAGAGGAAAACCCUAUUUUGAGUGUAAUUGUUGAGCAAUUAGGAGGAACAAAAAUGACGAUCUUUUCUCCUUUCUCCUGGAUCCUGGAAAUUUUUCAGUGGACGCCUUUUGAUCCAAAUCCCGUUGAUUGCUUUUUUAAAGGACUUAUAGGAGCAUGUGGAGUUUCAGUCUUGUAUAAUCAGAUGAGAGUUUACCACUUCUUUCAAGCAUGCAGUGAUUCCGACACCCAAAGUGGACGUGAGCAGAGGUCGUCCUCAUCAAGAAACCCUUUGAUAAGAAAACUGAGAGCAGGUCUCCAGUUCUGGUUCCUGACUGGGGUCCUCUCUUUGGUGGGAUUGAGGGUUUCCUCUCUCGUUGUGCUGGAGUUCUCACUCAGAGCCGUUUCUGCGUUCACCUCAGCCGGCCUGGACGAUGGCCCCAGAGGCCUGGAGCUGCUCCUAAUCCAGAGUCAGUUCUCUCUGGGCUGCAGCCUCACCUGUACUCUGGCCUUCAUCCAUCAGGGGGCUCCACACAGCUCCUUCGGCCUGCUCCUGGCAGCUGCGCUCAGCUGGGCAGUGGCGGACUACUGCAGCAGCCUGUGGAGACAUGUGGCCACACUGUUCCCGCUGCACAGCACCGAGCGUGACUGCGGGAAGUGCACCGGCCUCCUGACCUCUGGACACACCAUGCUGGCUUCACUGCAAAGAGUGGUCAUCCUGGCCUUUGCCGCAGCAGCUGUGGCUUCCACCACCACGGUUUACGAGCAUUUCUUAUCCCAGAAGGAUGCUCUGAAGUUCUGGACUCCGCUGACACUCUGCUACACCAUGCUGGUGGCCUAUAAUCAAGAGGAACAGCAUCGACUGACGGUAACAGAGACCCUGCUGCGCACCGUAGCGCUGCGACUGGGAGGCUUGCUGGUGCUGAUGCUGGCGGUGGGAUACUGGUCGGAUGUUCUUCAUGUCCUCAUCGCCUUUCUGGGAGAAGGAGUCUGUCUGCUGUCUUCUCAGGAUCUGCUGCAGGCUGCGCUACAGGAAGAAGAGGAAAGCGGCAAAGACAAACAGAAGUCCUCCCACGUGUCAAGGAUGAGGAAAGAAAAGUAGAUGACAGCUAACAUGCUAUCCAAACAAAACGUCAUGGGUUAGAGUGGAUGUUUUUAGAAAAUGUUAGUGAGUGGUGUUAGAAGUAAAGCUGGGACAACAGUUUUGAGUUGUAUUUGCUGGCUAAAAGCAAACCUUGCUAUUGUUAAAUAGUGUUUUAUGCAGAGACAAAGAAUAAAGGCAAAGCUAUGAAAAAAGA
Messenger RNA from Fundulus heteroclitus (mummichog), 1337 nucleotides. Its product is annotated as transmembrane protein 82. Bases 116 to 1141 code for a protein of 341 amino acids. The transcript is spliced from 6 exons. The record is from RefSeq and is a predicted model, not a curated record. Lineage: Eukaryota; Metazoa; Chordata; Actinopteri; Cyprinodontiformes; Fundulidae.